Molecule: messenger RNA, 4782 nt
Organism: Micropterus salmoides (largemouth bass)
Lineage: Eukaryota; Metazoa; Chordata; Actinopteri; Centrarchiformes; Centrarchidae
Gene: nfatc1
Product: nuclear factor of activated T cells 1
Exons: 11
Coding region: 397-3048 (883 amino acids)
Biological process (GO): calcineurin-NFAT signaling cascade; cytokine production; regulation of transcription by RNA polymerase II
Cellular component (GO): transcription regulator complex
Molecular function (GO): RNA polymerase II cis-regulatory region sequence-specific DNA binding; DNA-binding transcription factor activity, RNA polymerase II-specific; transcription factor binding
Source: RefSeq, a predicted model, not a curated record
GCAGUGCGUCACAGCGACCCAACAGAUCCAGGAUCCCCCGACACAGAGUCAGGUAGCUCAACACAGCGACGAAAAUAGCUUUUCUAAGAGAACACGUCUACAUCAGUCUGCCACAUGUUUUAAUGUUUUUACGCACAUCUCUUAGAUUUUUUCCAUUUUGGGUGCGACUUUUCCCCCUUUUGAAGUAGUAACAGCUAUUUUUUCAUCUAAGCGCUUUUUUUUACUUUGUUAUUUCUCAUUCUCGUUAUUUGUUUGCGGUGAUACAGUGAGAGAGAGGAUCCGGAGCAAACAGCUGGGGAAUAUACAUAAACUCCGCUAUAUGGAUACGGAAUCGCUCCCAUCUGCAGCUGUACUCAGAUUUUGAUCUCAGACGUUGCUCUCUGCUCAAAGAAGAACAUGAAAUCUGCUGAAGAGGAUGCAUAUGGCUACACGCCAAAUGUCAGUCUCUCCCUCCCACUGGGCAACCCUUGUCUUCCCUCCCAGUACCACAGCCUCCAGUCCAGCCCUACUAUAUCUGUGUCUGUCACAGAGCCUCACAGUUAUGACACCCAGGAUGACAUGAGUGUGGCCGGCUACUAUUCAUCCUCAAGCAUCCGCCCGAACGGAGCCCCGACCCUGGAGAGCCCUCGCAUCGAGAUCACAGCCUACGGUCAGUUUCCUGAGGAUGAAGUGGAGGAGAGCAACCUUCCUGUUGCCAAGCGAGUCAAUUCCAUAGUGACGCUGACCCUCCCCAGUGCAGAUGGUUACCGCGACCCCAGCUGCCUGAGUCCAGCCAGCAGCGUUUCAUCCCGCAGCUGCCAGUCUGAUGCCUCCUCCUAUGAAUCAGGCUUCUCCUACAACUAUGAUAACUCACCCCAGAACUCCCCCUGGCAGUCACCCUCUGUGUCUCCCAAGGGCUCCACCCUCGCCUUGCCAGGUGAUGGCUGCACCUCUGGUGGCUCCCCUCGCCACUCCCCCUCCACCUCACCACGCACAAGCGUAACAGAUGACACCUGGAUAGGUCAGCGUGGCUCCAGACCCAACUCCCCUUGUGGUGCGAAGAGGAAGUACAGCUUCAAUGGCAGUGGGGCGUUGCAUAAGCACUACCCAUACUCGCCCAACCACUCACCUGGACCAUCCCCGCAGACCUCCCCUCGCCUUAGCAUCACAGAGGAGACCUGGCUGCCAAACACCAACCAGUACACUAACUCGGCCAUUCUAGCAGCCAUCAACGCCUUGACCACAGAUGGAGUGGCUGAGCUUGGGGAGGGAAUCCCCAUGAAGGCCAGGAAAACCAGCCAGGAGCACAACUCCACAGUCAGCCUAAAGGUGGAGCCUGGAGGUGAGGAGCUAAGUCCAGGGGAGCUCUGUCUGGACGAGCACCGCCUGCCAUUAAAGAAGGAGGGCUACUGUGGCGGGUUCCUGGAUGUUCCACAACACCCAUACUCCUGGUCCAAGCCAAAGCAAUAUGUCAGCCCAUCCCUGCCAGCACUCGACUGGCAGUUACCAUCUAGCUCGGGGCCGUAUAGCCUGCAGAUCGAGGUGCAGCCCAAGUCCCACCACCGAGCCCAUUAUGAGACGGAGGGCAGCAGGGGAGCCGUAAAGGCCCUGGCAGGAGGACACCCAGUCGUUAAGCUUCAUGGCUACAUGGAGAGCGAGCCUCUGACCCUGCAGCUGUUCAUCGGCACAGCUGACGACAGGCUACUGAGGCCCCACGCCUUCUACCAGGUCCACCGUAUCACCGGGAAGACAGUGUCCACCCCGAGCCAUGAGGCCCUGCACAACAACACCAAGGUUCUGGAGAUCCCACUGCUGCCAGAGAACAACAUGCGGGCCAUGAUCGACUGCGCAGGGAUCUUGAAGCUGCGUAAUUCGGACAUUGAGCUGAGAAAGGGGGAGACUGACAUUGGACGCAAGAACACACGUGUGCGGAUGGUUUUCCGGGUUCACAUCAACCAGUCCACGGGGAGAACGGUGUCCUUGCAGGCUUCAUCCAACCCCAUUGAGUGCUCCCAGAGAUCGGCCCAGGAGCUGCCGUUGGUGGAUAAGCAGAGUUUGGAGACGUGUCCCGCCCCCGGAGGGGAGAGGAUGUUCAUCGACGGACACAACUUCCAGCACGACUCCAAGGUGGUGUUCGUGGAAAAGGCUCAAGAUGGUCACCACCUCUGGGAGACUGAGGCCAAGGUUGAUAGAGACGCCUCAAAGCCUAAUUCAAUACUUGUUGAAAUCCCUCCCUAUCGGAACCAAAGACUCUCCACUCCGGUCCAUGUGAACUUCUACGUCUGCAACGGCAAGAGGAAAAGAAGCCAGUACCAGCGCUUCACCUAUGUCCCUGCCAGUGUUCCAACAAUAAAGACAGAGCCACAUGACGACUAUGACGCCCCUCUGGUGUGCAGCCAGCGUGGUCCCGGCCUGUCCUUGCACCCAAAGCCAUACUUCCCCCCUCAGGUCAUGACCCCGAUGAUGACCUCUGACCUCAGGCCGUGUGUGGUGGGUGGGGCUUACUCUGUCAGCCAGCAAAGGUUGGCAGCCAAACCGUCCUCGCUGCCCUCACCGUCCUCUCCGAGCACCAGCCCUAAACUGCAUGACCUGUCACCGCCGCCGUUCUCCAAGUGCCUCUCUUCCGGUCCAGCAGUCCAGCACCCGGGCCAACAGUCCCCAGUCCCACACGUCUCUAUCAUCCAGGAGACGCCAGGGCGCUACCAGCCGCCUAGUCUCUACCCACCCAGCAGCUCCUCCUCCUCUCCAACCUCGCAGCCCUCCACCCCAACUGACAGCCCUUUCUCUCCGUCCCAGUGCAUGACACCAGCCCAGCCGGUCAGCAGCAGCACCAGUCCAGGAGCUCAGCAGCACCCCACAGUGCCAGAGAGCGGGCGGGGCUCCAUUCAGGAGGAUGGUAGCCCCCCGACGCUGACUGUCAGCAUCAAACAAGAACCACAGGAGCUGGACCAGAUCUACCUUGAUGAUGAUGCGCAGAAGGUCAAAGCCAGAUCAAAUAGAGAAGAGGAGGUCAGUCAGUUCAGUCUGGGCCGGGAAGAGCACACAUGGCAGCGGAACGACACACUGUAGGAGGGUGGAGAUGAGUCAAUGAGAUCAUCAGGAACGAUCUGUCAAGCAUCUCCGUCCACAGCCAUGCAUAGUUUACUGUCACCCUCACAACUGACAUGGGAAACAAAAGUAAAGGGAAUCACCAAGCAACAUCUGACAUUGUGCUUUUCAUGCUUGGACUACAGCAUGCAGGAAGCAGCAAAAGGAAGAGCAAGGAGAACAAAUGUAAAUUUAUUGUCCAGAUGACCAGGGUCCAAUGUGUGCCUUGUUUUUCAUAUAUAAUGCCUUUACACAGAAAUUAUCCAAGAAAUACAUCACAUGACUGACUUUUCUAAGACAUGGAAAUUGAGUAUGUACCAACCAAGCCUGCCAUCCCCAACCCAAAGUAUGCUUUUAGAGGACCAAAAAUGUUUUUAUACGUCUUUUUUGCUGCAGUUUGUAAAUGAUUCAGUGCCUAUGAUUUAUGUCAUUUGUAUAUACAGUAUCUGUAGUGCUUCAGUUGCAUAUCUGGCUUUACAGAGAGACGGUUUAAAAGAGAAGUGCCUUUUUGACUGGAAACAGAAAAUUGUAGCCUGAGUUUGGCUUCACCUUCCAACAUUUUCUUAAAUUAAAAUGACAAGAUUAUUUUUAAAGGGAGAUCAUGUGAAUAGUCGCUACAUAUGGCAAUUCUAGGAUAAUGUUGAAUGCACAAAUAAAGAAUUGUCAUAAAGUAAGCAAUGUGACCUAGCAUUAUACAGUAGUAUCUAGCUAAAGUUUGCUAACAUUAGCUGACGGUAGCCUCCAGAAGCUACUGAUCAUACCAGACAAAAUGAGGCUGUUGCAACUAAACAACUGAGUGUAUUGAAUUGAUCAGGGGUGUAUUUUAUUUGCUGAGUUCAGCGUUUCAUUUGUAAAAGGGUGAAUGGAUUAUUUACAUUAUAUACAAAAGUUGCAUACUUUCAUUUUAAAUCAUAUUUAGUUAGCAUGCCUGUAUGGAUAUUUGUUCGGACAACAAUUAAAAUUAAAAUUGAAUACAGUUUCUGUAUUCACAACCAACAAUAAGCACUUAACCACUAAACCUGUGGUAUUACUUGUAGUUAUUCCAUUGAGACAACAAGUCACUUGAAGUCACCCAGCAAUGAUAAAACUUUCCAGAUGAUGUAUUUACAGAAUCAUGAGUCAUUUUGUGUUAUUUUUCUAAAUAAAAAUAAUAUACAGUGUAUAAAGUAACAUGAACUUUGAAGUAAAUUUCUACAGUAAUAAUUGUUUGACUUUUAUCAAAGAAGAAAUCAUCUCAGUUUUGACAAAGCUUGACUUUUAUUAUUCCCUGGAAGCUAUGCAAUACACAGGUAGCACUGGUCUCUCAAAGGAUAUAAACAUUCACUGUUGUAACUGAGAAGGUCUCUAAUCCAAAGAAUACUUACAGCAAUACAAAUAUAUACAUGCUUUAAUGUUUGUUUUUCUAUAUUCAUAUUUAUUCUCUUAGCAUGCGCUCUGUUUAUUCAUGUUUAUCAUCCGGCUUCUUUUACAUGCUUACCUAUUUACUGUGGUACUAAUAAUUUGAUGGCACUCUUAUAGCAAAACUGAAUGGGCUUACACACUUGUUUGCAGUUUUAUAUGUAUUUAUGAGUCUUAAUCCUUGUCUCUGAAGGGCAUGAAAGAAGCGAUAUUGAAAUGUUUACCGAGGAGGUUAUUGUUAGUCUACAACUCAUAAUUCUGCUUUGUGAUCUAUUUUGCGUAUUUGUCAAUAAAUAAGCCUUCAUCUCUUUCACCUGA